CUCUUUGUUUAACACAGCAGAGCGAUUCUGGUUUCUGGUGCAGCCGUGCAGCCGAAGUGCCAAAGCCGAAGCCGAAAGUACAGACUAGACUACAGAUGAGAACGUCGAACCUCGACGUGAAGUCAGUCCAGUCCAGUCAGUGUUUGCCCACUCACUUCAAUGGUUAUUUAGUAAAUUGUAAAAUGGCAAUAAACUAAAAAGUAUUAAGCUUGUGUUGAAGUAAACGUGUAGUGAUAUUUUGUUUAAGUUUAGUGAUAAUAAAUUUGCAGUAUCAAUAAGAAAAUGCCAAUCUCGUCUUGAGUGCCUUUCUCUCUUUGAAAACAUUUAAGUUAUAGGAGUCCUACUUUUUUCUACUUCCGUGUUUUUGGUUAGCAGAUCAAUCACUGUUAACUGUCGAACGUCGAAGAGGACACAGCCAGCCACUUGGCUCAAUUGCACUGCCAAACGAUGUGUUAAAAAGCGGAAGUGCUACAAAUGUGAAUAACAGGCCAACUCGUAUGUCCUUCAACUUUAUUACAGUUCGAAACCUGUAAAAAUAGAUAUACUGAACCAAAUCAUGGCAGAAGCGCACUCGGCCGUUGCAUUCUCGUUCGCCAUCACUCACGAAGGCUGGGAUGUCAACUUCGACAGAGAAGUGCUCCACUUGAUCUGGGCAUCUGGCGUCAGGUCGUGGAAGAAACGUAUGGCUAGGUUCAAAAAUAAUGUAAAGAAUGGUGUCUACCCGGCGCCACUGCAAAGUUUGUGGGCGACGUUUGCCGUAGUUGCCGGCUGUCAUUUCGCUGGCAUCAUUCUGCCGCCCGGCUGGGUUGAGUUUUUCUACAGCUUGCUACCUGAGAGGACAACAGUUUAUGAAUUGGUGGCUUGUUUAUGUGUAUCAGUACUUAUAUGGCUAGUAAUUAUUUAUUCAUUGCGAUAUGCUCUGAAACUUCUACUAAUGUACAAAGGAUGGAUGUAUGAAUCACGCGGUCAAAAUCGCUCAGUUUCGUUACAAACGAAGUUAUGGCUCGUGGGAGUGAAGUUGUUCUCCGGUGCCAGCAAGCCAAUGCUCUACAGCUUCCAAGGAUCGUUACCAAGGCUUCCACUACCCACAGUUGAGGACACUAUGUCAAGGUACCUGAGAAGUGUGCGGCCUCUUUUGGACGAUGUGCAAUAUGCGAGAAUGGAGAGAUUAGUUCAAGAGUUCCAGAAUGGAAUCGCAGUCAAACUGCAACGUUAUCUCAAAUUAAAAUCAUGGUGGUCUACGAACUACGUGUCGGACUGGUGGGAAGAGUACGUCUACCUGCGAGGUCGGUCGCCUCUAAUCGUCAACUCUAACUUCUACGGCAUCGAUGCCAUCUUGAUGCACCCGACCCACAUCCAGGCAGCCAGGGCCGCCUGCAUCAUCCACACCGCCCUCCAGUACAGGAGGCUCAUUGAACGUCAGGAAUUGGAACCGAUUCUGGUCCAAGGUCUGGUUCCUCUUUGUUCAUGGCAAUACGAGAGAGUAUUCAACACAACACGAGUGCCUGGAGUUGAGACCGACAAGAUAACUCACUGCACCGACUCCAACCACAUCGUUGUCUACCACAAAGGACGGUACUACAAGGUCAUCAUCUAUCACAAGAACAGACUUCUCACACCCAGUGAACUCGAAAUACAAAUGGAUUACAUUCUUGCUGACAAAUCGGUGCCGGCUGAAGGCGAGGAAAAGUUGGCAGCACUGACCGCCGGCGAGAGGACGGCCUGGGCCAACACCCGCCUCGAGUACUUCUUCAAGGGCAUCAACCGCCAGAGUCUGGAUGCCAUCGAGAAGUCGGCCUUCGUUGUUGCUCUCGACGAUGUGCCUUACGAGUUCAAUGAGGCUGAUCCGACCAAGUUGGACAAUUAUGGUGCCGUCCUGCUGCAUGGCAAAGGUUACGACAGAUGGUUCGACAAAUCGUUUACUCUGUGUAUUGGCACGAAUGGAAGAAUCGGGUUCAAUGCUGAGCAUUCAUGGGCAGAUGCAGCGGUGAUGUCACACAUGUGGGAGUAUAUCGUCUGCGAUGAUGCAAUGAAAAUGGGGGCCGAUGCUCCUGUCAUGGGCCACUUAUGGGAACAUGUUCUUGCAGCUGACAUGGAAGACGGAUAUGGACCUGAUGGACAUACUAAGGGGACACCCGAGUUCCAGCCACCAACCCCCAUGAGAUUACAGUGGGACUUACCGCCUCCAUGUUUGGCAGCAAUCGAACGCUCCAACGAGGUUGUUCAACAGUUGGUGAAAGAUGUUGAAUUGAGGAUAUAUUUGCACAACGCUUAUGGCAAAGGAUUCAUGAAAGAAUGCCGAGUCAGUCCCGAUGCAUUCAUUCAGAUGGCCUUGCAAUUGGCAUAUCACAGGGACGCCGGUAGGUUCAGUCUAACGUAUGAGGCGUCGAUGACUCGCCUAUACAGAGAGGGGCGCACAGAAACAGUCCGCCCCUGCACCAUUGAGUCGGCUGCCUGGGUCAAGGCCAUGGACAACAGCUCCACAACGACUGAGGAGAGAAUAUCGUUGCUACUGAAAGCGUGCGAGAUGCAUCAACGAGGCUAUCAGGAUGCCAUGUGCGGAAAGGGCAUAGACAGACACCUUUUCUGUUUGUAUGUUGUUUCCAAGUACCUCGAGGUUGAUUCUCCAUUUUUGAAGGAGGUGCUGAGCGAGCCCUGGCGCCUUUCGACGUCACAGACGCCGCACGGCCAGACGUCGCGGCUCGACCUGAAGAAGUUCCCGCGCUGCAUCUCGGCCGGCGGUGGCUUCGGUCCGGUCGCCGACGACGGCUACGGUGUCUCCUACAUCAUUGCCGGCGAGGACCUCAUCUUCUUCCACAUCUCUAGCAAACGAAGCUCUCCCGAAACCGAUUCACACCGAUUCGCACAGCAAAUAGAAAAAGCUUUAUCCGACAUGAGGAACUUAUUUACCGAAUGGAAAAAUCUAAAGAAAAAGUGAGAUAGAAAUUGUUAUAGAGUAAAAUACUUAUAGUAAUGGAUAAGUAUUUAUGUAUAAGUAUUUUAAAAAUGAGUAUUCACACCUGCUGUCGCCAUCCAAAUCUGUUUUCGUGAUUUGGAAUCAGAAAAAUAAAGUCAAAUUCAUCAAUUGAGUUUAAUUAAAAUUCGAUUGUAUAGGUAUUAUCAUAACCUUUAUCAUUUUAAUUUUUUUUUGAAAAAUUUCCAAGCACUUUAUAACUUGAAAAUUCCCACCAUAGAUCUGUGAUUGAAGUAAAUUUAAUGGACCACUCCAUUUUUUUUUUGUAAAAUGCUUCCACAUAUUAAAUAUAAUUAUUACACUUAUCAUCAUACCUCACAAUUGAACUAAAUUAAUAAGAUUUUAUUUAAAUCAAAUUUAUACAUCGAAAUUCUGUUCUAAUCUCUUGAUUGAUUUCUUAAUGUAUCUGUGGCUAGUUUUUAUAUAUUUUUGGGUAUCCUUUGUUGAUUACUCGAUUAUUUUAAAGAUGCAAUUCUCAGUUUAUUUGGUUCAUAUUUUUUUUACUUAUACAUCCAAUGCUCAAGAGUGUAUUAUUCAAGAUCUUUUAUUUUAAAGCUUUUAAAUAUUAAUAUUUCAGUUUAUAAAUGAAUACAAUUUUGCCAUAGUUGAAAAGUUUUGAAUUUUCGUAUAUAAAAAAGAAUAAUGGUAAUUCAUUAUCUAUCUGUUAUAUCUUCUGACGUGUUUAAAAUAAUAUGGUGAUGGAUUGUACUUGUACAACUCAGGUAAAUUUUUAAUAAGUUUUCAGUCUAAUCUUUUUUUGGUUCAACUUCAAAAGCUCUUUUUGAAAAUCCGCAGCUGUGUCCUUCCUACACUCUGGUGUUUUUUCAUCAAUCAAUAAGAAAAAUGCUUGCAAUAAUUUUCUUGAAAUAAUUGAUAGUUGUUAUUAGUUUCUUGAUUUUAUUCUACGAACUGUGAAGAAUCCAUGUUGAGAAUAGAUUAUGAAUAAUUAUGAUAUUAAUGAUAGCAUGCUAUUUGUUGACCAGUAUUUUUCAAUUCCAAUAUUUCAUUAUUAAGUACUGUAUACUAAAUUGUUUCAAUAUAAGAACCAUUACACUUUUUGAAAUUUGUUAAUGCUUGGUAAAUAAUUUUUAUCAAAAUUCCUCUACCCUUUCUUAAAUAUCAUGGUAUUCAGUUUUUAUUCGGAAGUGGCAAUUUUUAUUUUAUCUUGUGCGUUAAAAAUGUUGACCUUUAUACAAUAUUUUCUUGUCAAAUAUCUUCCUGAUAAACAUAUAUAUCUAGAGUGAAUUUUCUCUGAUGUUAAUUUAUUUAUCUUCUCUUAUUGAUUCGUUACAUAAUAUAAAAUUCAAUCAUAACUAUAAUAAUGCUAGUUGUGGUAGAUUGAUCUUUGAUUAUUUGAUAGUUAUUACUGUAUUGCUUUUUCCAGUGUUAUAUAGGUAGGAAAGAUGGUUAAAUAAGCUAUCUUCAAAUGUACACUUUUCAUUUUAGUUUAAACCUCUUAAUGAUUGGUGAGUGAAUAGAUGUGUGAGUUAUGCAGUUGGUAAAUGUGUAAGAUUAUUGUACUUUUAGGUACCUAGAUUGUUCCCAAUUGCGUUCUAUUGUUGGUGCUUUCAAUGCAAAUAACAAUGCAAUCUUGUUAUUUUCUGUUUGCGUUUGGAUAUCAGCUCAUUUUUUAUUUUAUAAUCUUUGUUACUUUAACUCAUAGAUAGUGUAAUGAAUGGAAUAAUACGUAUUUAUCCAGUAAAUUAUGAUUAAAUUAAUAAAAUGAAAAAAUCAAUGCAAUUUUUUAGUGGUGAAUAAUAUAACUCUGGUUCAGAGAAUUAUAUCGAACGAAGUAAAACGUGUUCUAUGAAAAAAUAGGUUAAUUAAGCAAUUAGUUGCAAAGAUUUAUGUUUUUUCAAGUUUGAACAGAGAUAGUUUGUUCCAAGCUUGAAUAGUUUUUAUCAUUAUGGAGAUUAUAUAAAUAUUGAAUUUAUAUGAAAUAAAUGUUUGUUUUUGUC
Nilaparvata lugens (brown planthopper) is the source of this 4932-nucleotide messenger RNA. It is a transcript of the gene whd, whose product is annotated as carnitine O-palmitoyltransferase 1, liver isoform. The coding region runs from base 557 to 2938 and encodes 793 amino acids. NCBI's taxonomy places the organism in Eukaryota, Metazoa, Arthropoda, Insecta, Hemiptera, Delphacidae. Gene Ontology annotation, biological process: fatty acid metabolic process; carnitine metabolic process. Gene Ontology annotation, cellular component: mitochondrion. Gene Ontology annotation, molecular function: carnitine O-palmitoyltransferase activity. The record is from RefSeq and is a predicted model, not a curated record. The transcript has 20 exons.